Messenger RNA from Fragaria vesca subsp. vesca, 5139 nucleotides. RefSeq lists its product as uncharacterized. Bases 1 to 5139 code for a protein of 1712 amino acids. NCBI's taxonomy places the organism in Eukaryota, Viridiplantae, Streptophyta, Magnoliopsida, Rosales, Rosaceae. The record is from RefSeq and is a predicted model, not a curated record. The transcript has 19 exons.
AUGUUACGGUGGUGGAGCAAUAUUUUGGAGUUUGACAAUGCGAAUAGCGAAAAGGAACACAAUGCUAACCCUCCAAAGCUGAAAAGGCGAAAGACAUCUGCAUCAUCUUCUGGAUACAGUACUGGUAUGAAUGGUACUGGCCGUACUGCGCUAACUCGUGUGCUGAGGUCACAAAAACGAGUGCAGGAAAAGGUCACUCCUACUUCCACACACGGCCAUCCUUGUACAAUAUUAUCAUGGCUGAUUGACAAUAAAGUGGUUGUGUCAAGGGCGAGAGUAAAAUAUAUUGCAAAGGGCAGUUGCCCAAUUAAACAAGGGGAAGUAAGUCGAGAGGGGAUCAUAUGCGACUGUUGCAAGAAGGUGUUUAGUCUUAGUGACUUUGAAAGUCAUGCAGGCUGCAGUGAGACUCAUGGUGGCUGCAGUUCCCACAGACCUGCUGCCAAUAUUAUUCUGGAAAAUGGAAAGAUGUUCCAGUUGGUGACUGGUUCUGUCCAGCUUGAUGUUGUGGAUUCUGUGGCCAAACCAUACUCAAGAAGGACAGAAAAUCUACUAUGCAUCAUCGUACCUGUGGUCAAUGCGAGCAUGAUUAUAUUCUCUGGCCUCCAUGAGUGUUUAGGGAAACAAAUUCCAGCAGGUCAUGGCAAUCUAACCUGGUCACUGUUGAAGUCUGAUAGUAACAACACUAAUGACCCUAAUAAUGCUGCCAUCACGGAGACUUACAGCAAGCUCAAUCUUGCUCUUCUUGUGAUUCAUGAGUGCUUUAAGCCUUUUAAGCAACCUUAUUGUGAUACAGAUCUUGCGGAAGAUAUGAUAUUCAGUAGAGGGUCAGAUGUUAAUCAGAUGAACUUUCAAGGGUUUUAUACAAUGCUUUUGGAGAGAAAUGAUGAACUAAUAACUGUAGCUACUGUAAGGAUCCGUGGAGCGCAGGUGGCAGAAAUACCACUUAUUGGUACCAGAUUCCAAUAUCAGCGACGUGGAAUGUGUCGUUUAUUAAUAUCUAUGCUUGAAAAGAUGCUAAUGGACUUAGGCGUGGAGAGAUUGAUCUUGCCCACUGUCUCCAGUUUACUAGACAAUUGGUCAUCAUUUGGAUUUACAAAGAUGACGGAUUCUCAGAGGCUACAGGUUCUAGAUUAUACAUUCAUGGAGUUUCAGGGUACCAUUAUAUGUCAGAAAAGUUUGAUGAAGAUCCCUCAAGCUGAACCUUGCCCAUCAAAAGGGGCUCCACUGGAUGUUGAUAAUGCUGAAUCUUUAGCGUCAAGUGAUGAUAAUGUCUCAUUCACAUGGAAAAUUGACAAUUUCUCUGCUUUGCUGUGUACCAAGAAGUACCCUGAUACUCUCCUCACUGGUCAACUUAGAUGGCGGAUUCUCUUGUAUCCAAAGGGGAGGGGCACUGUAGAUGACUUGUCAGUGUCUUUUGGUGUUGAAGGUGGCUCCGAAUUGUCACUUGGGUGGUCUAGAUAUGCGCAACUCAGCAUGACCAUGGUUAAUCAACUCCAGGGCAGCAAGUCAAUAACAAAAGAAACUAGACAUCUUCUCAAUAAAAUGGGGAGUGACUUUGGAUUCUUAUCCUUAAUGUCACUAAAUGAGUUACAUGACCUUAGUAAAGGGUAUGUUGUGAAUGAUACAUGUAUCAUCCAAGGAAAUAUUACAGUCCACAAGGCUAGAAUUCAGGUGUCACAUGUCCAGCAAACUGGUGCGGAGUCUGUAAAAGGUCCACGUUCUUCUUCCGCAGCGUGCAGGGACACUUGCUUAAAAAAUGUGACUGCUUUCCAGGAUGCCAAAACUUCUGAACAAGUUUGCAUUGAGCUGUCUGAUACCGAUUCUGAGCCUACUUUGGAAAUGGAGAAGAAGGAAGUUCCUGAUAUUUCUUCAACUACACGGAAUGCCACUAGCUUUCAAAAUGUGCCUGCCUCCCAGGGCUCAGCAAGUUCAGCAGAAAUUAUUGAGCUUUCUGAUUCCAGCACUGACCAUUCCCUCGAGGAGGAAUUAAACUGUGUGUCCUCCGCAUCACCUUCUGAUCUCAUGAACUUCAGGGGCUUGGCGAAAAUAAAGAAAGAGUAUGUUCCCCUACUCGAGGAAGUUUGUUCAUGGCAUCCUUCUCUUAUUGAAUGCCAAAAGCAGAGAAGUCCCGAUUAUACUAAAUGGGCAUUCACUGCCUUGGGAAAAGUUCUGCAUUUUUUGAAGAUUAAAAAGGUCAAGGAUAUGACGACAUCUGUGUGUGAAGAACUAGAAGGAUUAUACACAGAGAUGAAGGCCUUCAAAUUUGACUUGACUUGGCUGGAGCCUCAUGUUGAAACAGCUCUUGACAUGAACAAGUAUGUGGAAAGGGCAGCAGAGGUAAAGACACUAAGAGAGAAUGUGAAGGAUUUGGAGAUUGAAUCAAAGAGGCUAGAGGCUGAGCUCGUGGCAGUAAGAAAUGAUCUGGAAAAGGCUGGACAAGGCUUCGAAGGGAUGACCAUGAGGAAGAAUCACAGAGUGAAGCAUCUUGCAUACAAAGAGAUGACCAAAAGUCAUGUUAGCAUGUCAUCGUUGAGCAAUUCGGUGGAGUUCGGCAAUGAGAAUGGUGAAAAGGAAGACAGUGCUUCCACUUUGAAGGUGAAAAGGCGAAAGCUAUCUGCAUCUUCAUCUGGUUAUAGAACUGAUCAUGAUGGUACUCAUCGAACUCCUGUUCUGAGGUCAAGAAAUCGAGUGCAGGAUGGUGAAAAGGAAGUCAAUGCUGCCCCUUUGAAGGUGAAAAGGCGAAAGCUAUCUGCAUCUUCAUCUGGUUAUCGAACUGAUCGUGAUGUCUUAUCUUGGCUAAUUGACAACAAUAUGGUCUUGCCAAAGAAGAAAGUGUAUUAUCGUAGCGCAAAGGGGAGUCCUACUUUGGCUGAAGGGAAUAUAUGUAGAGAGGGGAUUAAAUGCAACUGUUGCCAGAAGGUUCUUACACUUGGUACCUUUCAAAGUCAUGCUGGCUGCAGUAACUACAGACCUGCAGCCAAUAUUUUUCUGGAAGAUGGAAAGUCCCUCCUAGAGUGCCAGAUGCAAAUUAUGACUGAAAAAGAGAAAAGGAGUUCCAGACCAGAACCAGAUGAUGUGAUGAAAGAUCACACCAGCUGCUGGAUGGAAAGGACUCAAAGAAGCAUAGAUUAUGUAGAGACUGGUUCAAAAGAAAAUUGGUUCUGCAGCAACCACUGUCAAAAGAUAUUUUUAAGCCUCCAUGAGCGUUUAGGGAAACAAAUUUCAGUGGGUGUUGACAAUCUAACUUGGUCACUAUGGAAGUCCGUGAAAUCUGAUAGUGAUUUUCCUAACGAACCUGAUAAUGAUGCUGCAACGGAGAGCUAUACCAAGCUCAGUCUUGCCCUUCAAGUGAUGCAGGAGUGUUUUAAGCAACCUAACACCGGGAGACAUCUUGCAGAAGAUAUCAUCUUCAAUGAAGGGUCAAAUCCUGAUGGCAUGAACUUUAAGGGGUUUUACACUAUGCUUUUGGAGAAAAAUGACGAAUUAAUAACUGUAGCUACUGUAAGGAUCUAUGGAGCGAAGGUGGCUGAAGUACCUCUUAUUGGUACCAUAUCGCAGCACCGUAACAAGAGAAUGUGUCGUCUGUUGAUGCAUUUACUUGAAAAGAUGCUUAUGGAGUUAGGUGUGGAAAGAUUGGUUUUGCCCGUUGUCUGCACGUCAAUCGAAAAAUGGAAUAAUGCAUUUGGAUUUUCAGAUAUUAAAGGUCCUGAUAUGCUACAGUUUCUGGGUUAUAGAUUCGUGCAUUUCGAGGAUACCAGUAUGUGUCAGAAAUGCUUAGCAAGGACAUCUUUAGCUGAACCACGCCCAUCAGAAGGAAAUUCGCAUGAUGUUGGCGGAAGUGCUCAUGAUAUUGAUUUUAACGGGUCAAGUGUUGAUAAAGUUUCAUUCACAUGGAAAAUUUGCAAUUUUUUGAGCCGUGGGAAGGAAUACUCUGAGACUUUCCUCACUGAUGAUUUGAGAUGGCGGAUGCUUAUGUAUCCCAUGGGAAACACUGUUGACAACUUGUCAGUGUAUUUGGAUGUUCGAGGUGCCUCAGAAUUGCCACUUGGGUGGUCUAGAUGUGUGCAAUUCAGCUUGACUGUGGUUAAUCAACUUCAACACAGCUUGUCAAUAACAAGGGAAACUAAACAUGUAUUCAGUAAUGAAGUUCGUAACUGUGGCUUCACAUCACUGAUUUCUCUAGAUGAGUUACAUGACCACAGUAAAGGGUUUCUUUUGAAUGAUACAUGUAUCAUUAAAGCCAAUGUUGCACUCUGCCUGCCUCAAAAUAGGAUAUCACAAGACCAAGUAACUGGUAGCGCUAUAAGGAGACCUGUGGAGGGGCAUAUGGAGCAAGGGCCUCCUUUAGAUCCUUCUUCAGCAGCGCGCACUACCACGGGUUUUGAACAUGCAACUUCCUUUCGGGACACGGCAAGUUCUGAACAACCUUGCACCGAUGCUUCUUAUAGAAGGAUCUACCCCUUUUUCAAAUUGGAGCCUCUGGAAGUUCCAGAUGUUUCUUCAGCAGCGUGGGAGGCAACCAACUUUGGACACAUGACCCCCCCUCAGGACACAGCAAGUUUUGAACAUGUUUAUAUUGAACUCUCUGAUACCACUACUGACCCUUCAGCUUCUUUGAUUGAGGAAUUUGACGUUAUGUCCUCCACAUCAGCUUCUGAACUCAUGAAGUUCAGGGGCUUGGAGGAAAUAAAGAAAGAUUUUGUUCCCCUGCUGAAGGAAGUGUGUUCCUGGCAUCCAUCUUUGAUUGAAUGCCAAAAGGACAGUACUCCUGAGUAUACUAAAUGGGCAUUCAUUGCCUUGGGAAAAGUUCUGCAUUUUUUGAAGACUAAAAAAGUCAAGGAUAUGACAAAAUCUGUCUGUGAAGAACUAGAUCGUAUAUACACGGAGCUGAAGUCCUUCAAAUUUGACUUGACUUGGCUGGAGCCUCGUGUUAAAACAGCUCUGGAUAUGAGCAAGCAUGUAGAAAGGGCAGCAGAGGUAAAGAGUCUAAAAGAGAAUGUGAAUGCUUUGGAGAUUGAAUCAAAGAGGCUAGAGGAUAAGCUUGUGGCAGCAAGAAAUGAUCUGAAAGAGGCCGAAGAAUCCUUCAAUGAGAGAAUUAUGGAUUCCGAGUUAGGUUAUUGUCGUUUCCAUGGAAGAUAA